ACGUUUUCUGUUACUUCUAUGUUCCGAAGCUCGGAGAGGAAGCGUUUUGAAGAUGGCUGACCGAAGGGACUAUGACUACAGGAGGACCAGAUCUGGAAGUGAGGAGAGAGGAAUCAGCAGGAGUUAUGACCGACAAUAUGACCGAGGAGGCGAGCAUUUCUUUAGGCGAUCUCCACCAAGAUGCUUCUCCUGUGGAGAACGAGGUCACUAUGCUAAUCAGUGUCGGUACAACAGACCUGCGAUCGAGAGUCGUCCGUCGACAUCUUUCCACAACGUUCAAAGAGGCCGAUCAACAUCGCGAAGAAUGGAGGGAUCGAGGAACGCGAGCGCAUCUACAUCCCAGGAUCCGGAACUGCGUCAGCAAUUGGAGGAGCUCACUAAGAGUUUGGCCAGUAUGUCCAAGUUUGUCCAAGCAGAGAAACUGAAGAAGGCAAAGGAGGAGAAAGCGAAGAAAGAGGCGGAGGAGGAUCAGCAAAGAGUAGUGGCUGAGAAGUUGGAGCAGCAAAGAAAAGAACGAAGAAGACUGGAGAAGUUACGAAAAGAGAAGGAGAGAUUGGCGGAGAUCGAUAAGAAGGUGGAGCUCCAGAUUGAAAUCAAGACAGGGGAGUUUUUCGACCGAGUCGAAGCAAAUCUGGGACCGGCACUGACUCUAGCCCGCAAGGUGAAGGGCAAAAAACAAGUGGUCUACGUAUCUGACCCUGAACCAGGUUUAGGGAAGGACAGCGACAGCAGCGCAACGGAAGAGAUCCGAGCUAAGACAGGGCGCCUGGUGAUUAGUGAGAAGUGAAAACGUGGUUCUGAACUUGAGUUCGAGGACAACCCUUUGAUGCUGACACCUGCGAAGCGGACUCCGAAAGAG
Molecule: messenger RNA, 859 nt
Organism: Chara braunii
Lineage: Eukaryota; Viridiplantae; Streptophyta; Charophyceae; Charales; Characeae
Source: the annotation of a GenBank genome assembly